AUGCAAGAGCAAUUUGAGCCACUGAAGAACGACUUGCUGCUGAGGGCUGCUCGGGGCGAGAAGGUCGAGCGUCCGCCGAUCUGGGUUAUGCGACAGGCCGGUCGCUACCUCCCCGAAUACCAUGAAGCAAAGGCAGGACGUGACUUCUUCGAAUGCUGCCGCUCGCCGGAAAUCGCCUCGACUCUGACCAUCCAGCCGAUUGACCGCUAUGAGGGUCUGAUUGACGCUGCUAUCAUCUUCUCGGAUAUUCUGGUAAUCCCGCAGGCCAUGGGCAUGGUGGUGGAAAUGCUGGACAAAAAGGGCCCGCAUUUCCCCGAGCCUCUGAAGUCACCAACGGAUGGGCAGUACGAAAAAGUGAUGGCCAAGAAGGUGGACGUCAAGUCGGAGCUUGACUACGUCUACAAGGCGAUCUCGCUCACUCGGUUCAAGUUGAAGGGCCGUGUGCCGCUUAUCGGAUUCUGCGGCGCACCAUGGACGUUGCUAUGCUACAUGGUUGAGGGCGGUGGCAGCAAGAUGUUUGUCCAGUCUAAGACUUGGGUCUACAAGUACCCCACCGAGUCGCAAGCACUGCUGCAGAAGAUCGCUGAGAUUUGCGUGGAAUACCUGGCACUCCAGGUUGCAGCUGGCGCGCAGCUGGUGCAGGUGUUUGACUCGUGGGCCGGCGAGCUGUCGCCCGCUUCGUUUGCCUCCUUCUCCCUGCCUUACCUGCGUCACAUCUCGGCCAACCUGCCGAAGCGAUUGAAGGAGAUGGGUCUGGAGCCCGUUCCCAUGACUGUCUUUGCCAAGGGUGCGUGGUACGCCUUGGACGACUUGUGCCAGUCUGGUUACAACGUUGUCGGUCUGGACUGGCUGCACGAACCCGCCGAGGCCUUCCGUGUCGCCAACGGUCGGGCCGUCAUUCAGGGCAAUGCUGAUCCUGGCAUGCUCUAUGGUGGUCGUCCCGCUAUCACUGCCACCGUGGAGAAGAUGGUUGAGGGAUUCCAGAAGGGCAAGCAAGGCUGGAUUUGCAACCUCGGACACGGUGUCACGCCCUUCGUGGACCCGGAGCACCUCAAGUUUUUCUUCGAGGAGGUUCACCGUCUGACGAAAUAG
This is a messenger RNA of Penicillium brasilianum, 1092 nucleotides long. The record is from the annotation of a GenBank genome assembly. Lineage: Eukaryota; Fungi; Ascomycota; Eurotiomycetes; Eurotiales; Aspergillaceae.